Aspergillus versicolor CBS 583.65 is the source of this 1615-nucleotide messenger RNA. RefSeq lists its product as uncharacterized. The record is from RefSeq and is a predicted model, not a curated record. The transcript has a single exon. NCBI's taxonomy places the organism in Eukaryota, Fungi, Ascomycota, Eurotiomycetes, Eurotiales, Aspergillaceae. Bases 261 to 1523 code for a protein of 420 amino acids.
GAGCGGCAUGGUGACAGGGCUCGUGAAUAGCUGGUGAGAUUGGCUGAGUGAAGUGAGAUGUGUAACUAGUCAGAUUCACUGUUAAAAAUGUGGCGGAUUAAUAGUAAUUGGGUAUUCACUGUCGAUGGUCUUGUGCACAAUGUCGUAAAUGUUGGGAUAUCUUCUCGAGUAUAUAAGUCCUCUUGAUAUCGCCCAUAUUUUCUUGUUGUUGCGAUUCAUUCUACACUUUUAUACCUUCAUCACUGCCAUUGCUACUGACAAUGUCCCGCAACUACCGCCGUCGGUACCGCAGGGGCCGACAACCACCUCCAAAGCACUAUCCCGACAAUCGCAGGUCUAGCUAUAGGCCCUCUCCCCGACGUAGAAGCCUCAGCAGGGAGAGACAAUCCCGCAGUCGAUCAAGUCGCCCAUACUCCCGCUCAUACUCCCGCCGCAGAACACCGGACAAAUGCACUAGCUGUGGUGUUGACUGGGACUCCUGCGCUAGUUUCUGUAUGCAGCGACCUAUGAUGCAGAUGGCGCAAUCGCUUGUACAGAUGGCAGAAGCCAUAACCCCGGGGCGGAGGCGCAAAACGAUUCUACGCACCGGCCCAGCCCACGCCGCUGAUGCCAGGGGAGGCACUCCUCCUGAUGCUGAUACUCAUGAAUGUCCAAGGAAGAACAAUCAUCAGUCGGCCAGGCAUUGCACUGAACAAUAUGUCGGGAAUUGCACCGAUCAAUCUGCCGAGCACUGCACUCCCCAGUCUGCCAGGCAUUGCGCUGAUCAAUCUGCCAGGCAUUGCCACUGUUGCGCCGUCCAACCGGCCCCUGCGCCGGAGCCUGCACCAGCACCUGCACCAGCGACCUGGUCUGGAGCUCCUCCAGCCGGCCCUCAGAUGAACAAUGGCGUGGGUCUAGAUACCCUUGACUUGUUCAAUGACUUUAACACUGGUCUAGGUGGCAAUUUCGACGCACUGAUGAGCGGCGCUCUAUUGGACGACCUGGAAGCGCAGUGCCAGCUCCCGACCUCACAGCCUGUCCCUGCCGCUACCAUUGCCCCCGCGCAGACUCAAACCCAGCCACAGUAUCAGAGUAUCAUGGCGACUCCCCCACCACGUCCAGAUGGGUCCGUUCAGGACUCUACCGCUGGGGUGCAGGGAACUCCCCCGGCUAGCCCUAAGAUCAACCCCGCGGCUCCUGGUCUCGCCUGGACCGGCGAUGCCUGGCACGGCCCUGUCUGGGUUAGUACUCUGCCCAUAGGGCCUGUGCGCCCUGGUUCUCGUCGACGACCGCUGACUCCUGCCUCGUCGAGACUCCGUCACUCUUCUUCUAUUUCGAGCCGUACGCUCGACCAGGAUGAUGUUUCCAUUAAGGUGGAGGACAGCGACACUGACACGCAAGAUGGCGAGGACGAGGCCCAGCACAGGAGAGGAACGUCUCGUGAACCUAUUGAUGUGGAUGAUGACCAGACGGAGGAUCUGUUUAGUGAUGGCGAACUUGGGUUUGGGUUUCCAGCUGGUCUUCGGACGCCUGAGGAGAUUUAGAUUUUUAUUUUGUUGUGGGGUUGGAUUGUUGGGGCUCUUUUUCCUUCGUUUACGGAACAGCGUUAAUGGAUUUAAGAUGUUAAUUGAAAAAG